Molecule: messenger RNA, 1254 nt
Organism: Branchiostoma belcheri (Belcher's lancelet)
Lineage: Eukaryota; Metazoa; Chordata; Leptocardii; Amphioxiformes; Branchiostomatidae
Product: ribosome biogenesis protein NSA2 homolog
Biological process (GO): maturation of 5.8S rRNA; maturation of LSU-rRNA
Cellular component (GO): nucleolus; preribosome, large subunit precursor
Source: RefSeq, a predicted model, not a curated record
CCUUAGUGAAAACGAGGCUGGUGGAAGCCAUAGUCAGGAAGGAAAAAAUUCGCUGUUGGAAAAAAGCCGAAAGAAUCCAUAAAAUCCCACCAUGCCUCAGAACGAGCAUAUAGAACUUCACAGGAAGAGACAUGGGUACCGACUGGAUUACCAUGAAAGAAAACGUAAGAAAGAAGCUCGAAGGCCUCAUGAGAUGGCAGAGAAGGCCAAGAAACUCAAGGGACUCAAGGCAAAGCUGUACAACAAGAAGAGACAUGCUGAGAAGGUACAGAUGAAGAAAACGUUGAAGAUGCAUGAAGAGAGGAAGACAAAAGAGCGUAAGGAUGACAAGGUUCCACAGGGAGCUGUCCCCGCGUAUCUACUGGACCGUGAAGGACAGUCUCGGGCCAAGGUUCUCUCCAACAUGAUCAAACAGAAGAGGAAAGAAAAAGCAGGAAAGUGGGAGGUGCCUCUGCCCAAGGUGCGAGCUCAGUCAGAAGCGGAGGUCUUCAGGGUCGUCAAAACAGGCAAAUCUAAAAAAAAAGCCUGGAAACGUAUGGUUACCAAGGUAACAUAUGUGGGAGAGGGAUUUACUAGGAAACCUCCAAAGUAUGAGAGAUUCAUCAGACCAAUGGGUUUGAGGUUUAAGAAGGCCCAUGUGACACACCCUGAGCUGAAGGCCACCUUCUGUCUUCCCAUCAUCGGUGUGAAGAAGAACCCCACCUCCCCCCUCUACACCUCGCUGGGGGUCAUUACUAAAGGCACAGUCAUCGAGGUCAACGUCUCAGAACUGGGCUUGGUCACACAGGGAGGAAAAGUCAUCUGGGGUAAAUAUGCUCAGGUUACCAACAACCCAGAAAAUGACGGCUGCAUCAAUGCUGUGCUGUUGGUUUAAGAGCUUCUGCUCUUAAUUGCAGAAGUACUUGUACAUCGUACUUGUCCUUGUAAAUGAUAUUCCUGUAGUUCUGACUGAACGAUUUGAAAAUCACCUGGGCUCUCCUCUUAAGUACAUGAACAGAGCUAUAGGUGAUGCUGGAUUCCUGGGGACAAAACAAGCAAAUUUUGAUAUCUUAACAGAAUAUUUACCUCAAUUUGAAAAUUAUAAAGGUGGUUGUCUCAAUUCAAAAGUUGAAAUUUCUUACUCUUGUUUUUUCGAGGGGUAAAGACAAUAAAUGCAAAGUCACUGUAAGAUGACGUCAGUAUACAGUUAACAGGAGUGGUAUGGUUCUUUUGCCAGCCCUCAGAUAUUGUAAAUAAAGGAUAUAUUACUAGUAA